AUGAUGGUAAUCACUGGAAUUUAUCGAUCCUUUCCAAUUCGUUUGAAUCCAAAUAAACGUACCAUCAAAUCUUUAUUUAAAACCUUUGUUGAUGCUAUACAUAUCAGUAAAACUGAUAAAUCAAGAUUAAGUUCGGAUUCGGUAUUAUUAAAUGAAAAUGAAUAUGCACCAAAUUAUGAUGAGACCGAUAAUAUUAGCUGUAAAAGACCUGAUACUACAAAUCAAGUAAAUCCUUUUGAUUUAAAAGAAGUUGGAACUAAAAAAGAUGAUGAACAAAGAACAAAACCUAAAUUUACAGAUGUAGAAAUUAAUGAUUUCGAGCGAUUAUCAAAACAACGCUUUGCUUAUGAAACUUUAGCUAAUUCUUUAGCUCCAAGCAUUUUCGGAUUAGAUGAUGUUAAAAAAGGCAUACUCCUACAGUUAUUUGGAGGUGUGCAUAAAAAGUUUGAAAAAUCAGGAUCCCCUCGUUUUAGAGGUGAUAUUAAUAUCUUAUUAGUCGGUGAUCCAGGAACUGGCAAAUCACAAUUAUUACAGUAUGUUCAUAAAAUGUCACCUCGUGGAGUUUAUACUUCAGGAAAAGGUUCGUCAGCUGUCGGCUUAACUGCUUACGUCACAAGAGAUCCAGAUUCAAAACAAAUGGUUCUUGAAAGUGGGGCUUUGGUUUUAAGUGAUGGAGGUAUUUGUUGCAUCGAUGAAUUUGAUAAAAUGUCGGAAGGAACUCGUGCAGUACUUCAUGAAGUCAUGGUUUAUGACGUCUCUGAUACACAAUUAGCAAAGCAUUUAAUAUCAUUAUAUACGACAAAUAAUGAUAAUGCUGCUAGACCUGGAAUAGUGCCGUUCGAAACUUUAUCAAAAUACAUUUCAUAUGCAAAAACACAUUUUGAUCCAAAAAUUGAAGAUGAUGCAACCCAAACUGAAUUAGCUAAGAUUUAUGUGGAAUUACGUAAAUUAGGACAAGAUUCUCUUUCAUCGGAAAAAAUAGUUACAGCAACCCCCAGGCAAUUGGAAUCCAUGAUUAGAUUGGCAGAAGCUCAUGCUCGUAUGAGACUUUCAAAAAAUGUGAAUAUUCAUGAUGUUAGAGAAGCAGAAAGAUUAUUGAGAGAAGCAAUGAAAACGGCAGCUUGGGAUCCAGAAACUGGUAGAAUUGAUAUGGAUUUGAUUACUACAGGUCAUAAUAUUAAUGAUAGGGAAAGGGGAGCAGAUAAAUUGUUAAAGGAAGAUGAGGAAAAUGGAGAAAAUGAAUAA
Entrophospora sp. SA101 is the source of this 1245-nucleotide messenger RNA. Lineage: Eukaryota; Fungi; Glomeromycota; Glomeromycetes; Entrophosporales; Entrophosporaceae. The record is from the annotation of a GenBank genome assembly.